Aspergillus ochraceoroseus IBT 24754 is the source of this 1944-nucleotide messenger RNA. RefSeq lists its product as uncharacterized. The record is from RefSeq and is a predicted model, not a curated record. Lineage: Eukaryota; Fungi; Ascomycota; Eurotiomycetes; Eurotiales; Aspergillaceae. The coding region runs from base 75 to 1763 and encodes 562 amino acids. The transcript is spliced from 4 exons. Gene Ontology annotation, molecular function: long-chain fatty acid-CoA ligase activity. Gene Ontology annotation, cellular component: endoplasmic reticulum; membrane.
CGUUGAGUUUGUGAGGGACCUUAUACAAUCUUCUCGUAUAUGAGGGUGGAGGUCUAUUUACCGAACCCUUCAGAAUGGCCUCGGAAAUAUCCUUCUUGGAACGGCUUGAUGGGCUGGCCAAUGAAUUGCUAGCCGACUGGAACAUCUAUACAACCUUGAUUGCCGGCGCCAUUGUUGCCUUCGCCGUCGUUUCGUUCGUCACCUCCAAGGAACCUGAUAUUCAUCCCUUCCUACUAGCUCGUCAGUCAACUGCUUUCCCCGUCCGACAGCCAGGCGAAUCCGCCGCGCAUAGAAGCUUGGAGACUCCACAUGGAUUUCCCCUCAGAUCUGGCCUGAAUGUGAAGGACCCCGGUGCUCCAAAAUGGACCAGUGGGAGAAAUGGCGAUUUGCGUGAUGUUUGGAAGGCUGCAGUACGUGGAACAGUUGAUGAGAAUGGCACUGUUACUGGCAAGCAAGGCAAGAUCUAUACGGUUCUUGGGAAGCAGGCAAUUGAGCAUUCGUUGGACCAAAUGACAGCAGAAAUGAAUGUUAUCGGAAAGCAUCUGCAAUCGGCGAAGGUGAAGGCUGUUGCGGUUUGUCUGACAGAUUCUGUCGAGCUUUUGACUUCCAUAUUCGUUGGGGCUUUCUACGGAUUUAAGAUCAUCAUUAUCCCACACAAUCUUGACCCGAAGGAAUUGUCUGCCUUGCUCCAGAAAUCCGAGGCAGAUGCUCUAAUUGCAGAGGCAGGAGCACUCGAUCUGGCCUUGGUGGCUAAGGACAACAAUCAGCUUUCGCAAGUUGUCUGGGUCGCAAAACUUGGAAGCAGACAUAUGGACUGGAAUGACGUGCCUAAGGAGGUUGAGGGCCGUUUACAAGUGGCUGUCUGGCAUGAGCUUGUUGAGGAAAAGAAAGACUUGUCUGGUCUAGAAGUCCCUGAAUGGGAUCCAAGCUCACCAACACCCUCCCUUACCACUGUCUGGCCUUCUUCAUCUCACACCGGUGAAUUUAUCGAAUAUGGUCCAAAGAAUCUGGCUUCUGGUAUUGCCGGCUUGAUGUUCUCUUUGCCUCGGAACCAACGGAUCAAUAGCGGAGACUUGGUCCUUUCAAUUGAUUCCCUCUCGCGGCUGUAUCACCUGUGCCAAGUCCUGGCAGCCAUCUUCUCGAAUGCCUCUGUGGCUCUUAAUUCUGUUGCUGGGGAAGAUGUCGAUUUUGCUCUUGCCACCGUUGGAGUGUCCCCUACUGUCAUCGUCGCCUCUUCUCGCACCAUAUCUGAAUACCACUCCAAGUUUAUGAAGCCACACUCUGGCCUUCUUUCGUCAAUUGCUCGUUGGUUUCAGGUGCGAUCUCUGGACUCCGGAAGCAUGCCAUCGCAAGGUUUCUUUAGUCGGCUUGCCACUGUUGGUCCCAUGGCGGAGCUCUCGCUAAGCAGGCUGCGCUUGCUCUGCAUUUCCCAUCGCAUUGAUGGGGAUUCCGAAGGGCAAUUAGAUUAUGAGCAACUUACAGACCUCAGAGUUUUCACUGGGGCACGCGUGGUGUACGCUCUAGCUGCCCCAGGCGUUGCUGGGGCUAUCUCCCAAACCAAUAUCUUCGAUUAUCGACGUUUCCAAGGACCCAGCCACUUUGGAGCCCCCUUGAGUAGCGUAGAGGUUACUUUAACUAACGUCCCGGAUGGUUUGGAACAAGGCCAAAUUACUGUGACCGGCCCGGCUGUAAUCUCCGGCAAAACAACUACUCAGAUUCAAGCACGCAUUCGUGAUGAUAAUACCUUUGAGAUUCUACCAUAAAUUCAACAAUAGGAAAGGGUACCGGACAUGAAGGUUUAUUUCGGGCUUUUUUGUCUCUCGUCCGACUUGGUUGCUUUAUUUGUGCAAUGAUAAAGGAUAUUCCACUGCAUUUAGCGUAGUUUUCAACUCAGAGUUCAUAGAAUGAACGAACUUUUUUUUUUUAAAAAAAAAAAAACAAUAG